Anopheles nili is the source of this 1450-nucleotide messenger RNA. RefSeq lists its product as uncharacterized. NCBI's taxonomy places the organism in Eukaryota, Metazoa, Arthropoda, Insecta, Diptera, Culicidae. The record is from RefSeq and is a predicted model, not a curated record. Bases 1 to 432 code for a protein of 143 amino acids. The transcript has 2 exons.
AUGACCGUAGGCAGCGUAAAACACCCGAGUGUGUUGCCUCAACCCGCCACGGCUUCCUCCGCCCGUGUGUCUGCGGCCUACGAUUGCAACAGGCCCGGUUCCGGCGGUGUCGGUGGCGGAGGCAGCGUCGGGGGCGGUAUUAGACAGGGUGGAAGCGUGGGUGGAGCCGCUGGAGGCCGGAUAGUUCAGCACUCUUCAUCCUCCUCGUCGUCAUCUGUGUGCGGAAUGAUGCGUUCCUCGACCGCACGGCGCCUUUUCGACAGCCCGCCGGAUCCAAACGAAUCAAAUCGGAUAUAUGACGAAUAUUUCAAGGAGGAGCAAAAACGUGCCAUCUCUCGGUACGGCUUCGAUCCGUACGCCAACACCAGCAUCAACUCUUCCUACAACUCGUCCUCGUCGAAGGGAUCACACCAUCGUCAUCACCAUCAGUGAGCCGAUCGCGGGCGAUAGGUGAAAGUGUGGGAGUUGAAUGAUCAAGAGAGAGAGAGAGAAGGAAGGGAACCGUCCGUCACCGCCGCCUUAGCGACUGCCACCUGCACGGAGUGCGAGUGAGAUGCGCGUCACCAAAAGAGUGCAAUACCGCCAAACACCGUGGGCUGUGUAAAAGAAAAAAGAAAAGCAAAAGCACCGCAUAAACCCUAAAACUAACUGCAGAAAAUACAAACGUUCACCUAUUGAAAACUAUCCGGGCGAUUAACCGAAAAAAAUCCGUGCGUGAGAGAAAGAGGAAGUGAGUGAGCGAGAAAAGCAAAGAAAACACACCCAACCGUCGUCUUCCAUCGACCGCCACUUGGCUCACUUAGUCGGGAAAAUGCCCGACCACACUACGGGCACACACACACACCCACACCAUUCAAAGCGCCACCGGCUGCAGGAUACGAAGCAAUGAAUUGGAGAGGAUCUGCCAUCUACCUGCUGGAAGACACGCUACAAAAGGCUGCUGAAAUGUGUUGUAUGUUUCGAGAUGUACGUUCUGUUCGUGCUUUGAUUGCAGCGACAGGAAGUAAAACACGGGAGCCAUUUUCCCACCUCAUGUAUAAUCACCGUAUAAGCACUAACGAGCUGCAAAAAGGUGCAAAAAGGGUGUCAUUUUCAUAAACAAAGCAGACGUACGAAUUUUAGUUGCUCAAAUGAGCAUCGAUACACUAGAUAUAGAAAGGAGUUCGGUUGACGCUAAGGUGGGCGAAGAAGUUUCUGCCUUUUACUCAAAUCGAAGAAGAGAGAAAACACAGAAAACAGAGCAAGAGAUGAAGUAAUACAAAUAUGCGAACAGCAUAAAUGAACGAGAUCUCAUGUGAUAUUUUCUAAGCGAGUGUAUGCUUAUGUCUGUAUUCCCGGUACAGUGCGAAGUUAGCCUGGUUUAAUAUGAAAGAGAAGACUUUAAUUGGAUAUCCGCGACCGACGCGUUCCGGUCCCAGUGAUUGUUUCACGAUGCAUGUUUAAAACAUGC